AUGGAUGAACUCCUUCAAACAGCAGAGGAACAUUUAUAUGGACGUAAUGAUAAAACAAAAGAUCAAAGCCUUGCUGUUCUUUAUCUUCAAGAAGCUGCCAACAAAGGUAAUCACUCAGGUGCACAAGCUGUCCUUGGAUUUUGUUACGAGUUCGGUCUUGGAAUUCCUAUCGAUUUUAAAUUAGCAGAGCGUUAUUACAUCAUGUCUGUCAAGUCAGCUUUAACAGCAAACAGUGCAAAAUUUAGUCAGGAAGCCAUUGAUCAAUUAGAUUUAAGUGAUGCUACUCUUUUAGGUAUCACACGAUUAGCCUUCUUGAGAAAGUAUGGUCGUCCCGGCGUUCAAAUUAAUCGUGUUGAAGCAGAAUAUUGGGAAACAAAAGUAAAUGCGAGAGGACCCAAGGCUAUUGAAUGGAUUCGACGUGCUGCUGAAAUAGAUCAUUGUUCAGCUAGUCAAUAUUGUUUGGGUGUUUGUUAUCAUGAUGGUAUUGCUGUUUCAAAGGAUGAACAGUUGGCAUUUAAAUGGUAUAAACUUAGUGCAGAGCAAGGUAAUUGUCGUGGUCAAGGUAUCCUUGGUUAUUGUUAUGGUGAAGGCUUUGGUGUUGAGAAAUCUGAAAAGGCAGCCUUGGAAUGGUAUCAUCGUGCUGCUAUUCAAGGUGAAACUGUGGCCAUUUAUAAUAUUGGUUAUUGUUUUGAAGAUGGUAUUGGUGUUCCUAAGAAUCCUAUCGAAGCCGUUAAAUGGUAUCUGCUAGCUGCUGAGAAAGGAAAUGCAUUCGCUCAGAAUUCAUUAGGUUAUUGUUAUGAAGAUGGUAUUGGUGUUGCUCAAAAUAAACAAAUUGCUGCCGUAUGGUAUCGUCGAUCUGCAGAGCAAGGUUAUCCUUGGGCUCAAUGUAAUUUGGGUUAUUGCUAUCAAAAUGGUAUUGGAGUUGAGAAGGAUGCUGCAGAGGGAGCUUAUUGGUAUGGGCAAGCUGCACGUCAAGGACAUGGUCGCGCUCAACAUAAUCUUGGUUUCUGUUAUCAAAAUGGUAUCGGCGUGGUUAAGAAUUUAAAAUUGGCUGUUGCUUGGUAUAAAAAAUCUGCUCAACAAGGUAAUGUGUUUGCCUUCCAUUCUUUAGGCUACUGCUAUCAAAAUGGAUUAGGUGUUGAAGUUAAUUUACGUGAAUCCGUAUAUUGGUACCUGCGUAGCGCUGAGCAUAACCAUGCCCCCGCACAACUUUCCUUGGGCUUUUGUUAUAGAAAUGGUAUGGGUGUAGAAAAAAAUGAAGAAGAAGCUGUUAAAUGGUUUAGACUAUCUGCUAUACAAGGAAAUCCAUUAGCACAAAACACACUUGGCUUUUGUUAUGAAGAAGGUUUAGGUGUUAAAAAGGACCCAAAAUUUGCAGUUCAUUGGUAUAUGAAGGCAGCUAAACAGGGUAAUCCAUGGGCUCAAUGUAACCUCGGAUACUGCUAUGCGAGUGGUAUUGGUGUCGCAGAGAAUCCAACAAAAGCGAUUUAUUGGUAUCGUAGAGCAGCUCAACAAAAUCAUGCUCGUGCACAAGAUAAACUUGGUGUCCACCUUCAAGCUGGUAUUGGGUGUCGACAAAAUCUUGAAAAGGCAGUGGUCUAUUUUAAACUCGCUGCUCAACAAGGUCAAAUUACUGCACAAUAUCAUUUAGGUCUCUGCUAUGAAAAAGGUUUAGGUACACCCGUUAAUUUACGAGAAGCUAUGGCAUGGUACGAACGAGCGGCUACAGCUGGCUGUAGAAACUCAUAUCAUCGUCUUCGUCAACUUUUAUUGCGUUACUGCCUUGAAAAUGCUUCUGCCGCUGAAAUUGUCCAAAGAGUUGGUAAUAUAAACGAUUGCUGGUCAACUAAUUCGAACUCUUUGGGUUGGGUUUCUGGUUUUGCUGCACCUGCAGCUUAG
Messenger RNA from Cokeromyces recurvatus, 1899 nucleotides. RefSeq lists its product as uncharacterized. The record is from RefSeq and is a predicted model, not a curated record. Lineage: Eukaryota; Fungi; Mucoromycota; Mucoromycetes; Mucorales; Mucoraceae. The transcript has 2 exons. Gene Ontology annotation, molecular function: protein binding. Bases 1 to 1899 code for a protein of 632 amino acids.